Molecule: messenger RNA, 848 nt
Organism: Wasmannia auropunctata (little fire ant)
Lineage: Eukaryota; Metazoa; Arthropoda; Insecta; Hymenoptera; Formicidae
Product: lisH domain-containing protein FOPNL
Exons: 4
Coding region: 282-662 (126 amino acids)
Biological process (GO): microtubule anchoring; cilium assembly
Cellular component (GO): centrosome; ciliary basal body; motile cilium
Molecular function (GO): protein binding
Source: RefSeq, a predicted model, not a curated record
UGAAUGUGGUUCGAGUCUUUGCUAAGUGGGGUUCGAAGUUACUAUAACCUAUUUGUGCAUUCUUGAAUCAGAGAGAAGCUGCUUGCCGCGCUCUCGAGUCUUUUGUUUAUUUACGCGUUUUUCUGAGUGACGUUUUCACACAGCCUUAACCACCACCAGCUGACGCGCGUGAUCCGGCAAGAGUUGUCAAAAAGUUUUAGGACGAUAUUCAAUCGAACUUACGUGUAACUUGUUUAUAUUUUGGAUUUCUGAUAAAAAUAUCGAAUGAAACGUUGCGUGAAAUGGCGACAGAGAAGGAUUUGGUAAAUGCUGUACGAGAAUCGCUGAAGACUGAUGGAAAUCUUGACCGGAUUAAAGCAGAAAUGCGUACAGAAGUGAUAAAAUUGCUCGAUUGUUCUAGCAAAGAGAACAAAUCAAAAAUUAUCAAGCCUUCUCAUGAUAUCAUUUUCCUCAAUGAACUUGUCAGAGAAUAUCUCGAUUGGAUGGGUUACAAAUAUAGUUCUACUGUAUUUGUUGCAGAAUGCGAUCUUCCUAAACACUGCUUGGAUCGUAAGCUUCUUGCACAAGGCUUAGGAGUAAAAGACAGUGAAAAGAGCAGAAACUUACCGCUGUUGUGUGGUCUCGUACAAACAUUUACUAGUUUAAAAAAUACCCAAUUAUAAAAUCUACAUGAGCGUGUAUUCAACAUUCAAUUACGAUUUUUAAAUAUUUAUUUAUUUAUUUUCUAUCAUGUUACACACAAAUCUCACACUUGGAUUUUUUAUAUAUACAAACACAAAAAUAUGCACAAACUUGGAUAUAUACAGAUUGUUAUACUUAUUAUACAAUAAAUAAUGAAAAAAAAAUUA